AUGUUUGAGUGGGCGCAAAAGACAUUUGAUCAAAUCUCACAGACAGUGGCUCCUCCACCAGAGGACGGACCUGGUCGAUUUGCUUACAAUGUCCAACGGAAGGAGGAAGAUGUAGCUCUGGGAUGCAUUGGAGAGUUCGAUCCUGUUUACACCGUCGUCAACCAAGGGAAAGGCUGGUAUCCCAUUCAUAUGGCAUGCCAGUACUCAUUGACUCGACUAAUUCGUCAAUUACUGCACUAUCCGGGCAUCAACAUUGAGCAGGUGGACAUGAUAGGAAACACUCCUUUGCACCACGCUUGCGCCUCAUCGGAUAUGCGAGCACUGGAAGUUGUCCAGUUUUUGGUGAACGAAUGCGGGGCGAACGUUUUGGCCAAGAAUUCACAGGGACAAACUCCAUACGAUUUGGCUUCUAGCAACAAUGUACGCCAGUUUUUAUUGCCAAUUCAGCUGCAAAAGGAAACUCAAAUAGCUCUAGACAACGGAGGACAAGGAUUGCCUCCUGGGAUUGAUUUGGGAGGAUUGCGUAUUAAUAACUCCAAUAUAGCUCCACCUCCAAUGUCUUUUGGUGGUGCGGAACCUAGAGCCCAGUCGACUCGCAUGUAUCCACCAACUCCGCUUCCUGUUGACCCAAAUCGGAUUGCAUCGGCACCCGCCACAAUGGUACCCAAUACGAACACUACGGCCGCUUCCAACACGGCAGGAGGAUACUCGUUAAGAGGAUCAUCUUCCGCAGCUAUUUUCUCUAGCAAAUACUCGGCAGAUGGCUUUCAUUCCUCUUCUUCGGAUGUCAAUUUGCAACAGAAGUAUGGACAUGCUACUGGGGUACGACAACAGGUUACGGCACCGCCUCCUUCCUCUGGCAAUGCGGCAAGCCUAAGUUCGUUGUCAGAAACAACUCCAGCAUCGGGGAAUUUGGGGGGUGAUCCCAUGAACAAUCCGUUUUCCCGUGGGUCGGCUUUACCCAAACAACGAUAUGUCUCGUUUGGGCCUACAGCCACACAGCCACCAGUUCCCCCCUACGACCAAUUUGCACCAGCUACAGCCGCACCAGCCGUUCCAUAUAGUACAUUUGCACCUGGAAAUACUCCCGCUCAAGUAUCUGCACCCGCAGCUCCUGCGACACCCUCCCAAACAGGUGCUCCGAAUUCUGCCAAUGUCCCCAGCACGCCAUACAUGCCUCCGCCACCAUACCAAACUCAAAAUUACGAUUCGCCUUCCAAGCAACCAGGCUUUGUGUCUCCAGCAGCUGCGACCUAUGGCGGUUCACCGAUGACUCCUAUGGUCCCUGCAGUGGCACCUGUGAGUGGUGGAAGUGCUCAUGAUCUGUUUGCGGCCCCUUCGAAUCCAUCAACCGAGACAACUCCUGCCCCCAUCAGUGCCGGUAGUGCCCAAGAGCUCUUUGCUACACCUCAACCAGCAGACUCUGCUCCCAAGGAACCAGAGGUUCCAGCUGAGACUGCCCCUCAAUCGUCUGCGGAGGGGCCAGAUGAAGAAAAAGAGCAAAUUCCACGGGUUGCACCAGCAGAAGAAACGACUGCCGAAGCUGCACCAGAAAAGCAACCGGAAGUUCAAGCAAAGCAGAAGGAGGAAGUAGAUGCCGCAACGGGAGAUGCACCACCGGUAACAGAGGUGACAACAGACCAAAGCCUUACAGAACCUCAGCCAAGUCCCGCGGGCGAGACUUCCGAUUGGGUGGAGACAACAGAUCCAUCAAGUGGCCAAGUCUACUACUACAACACUGUAACUCAAGAGACCUCUUGGGAAGACCCUCGGGCAAAGGCUCCUGAUGAAAGUACAUCGACUGAAUCUGAUUGGGUGGAAACGGAGGAUCCCUCUAGUGGAAAGAUGUACUACUACAACAAGGUGACCCAUGAAACAUCUUGGGAAAAGCCUCUGGAACUCGCCGCAAAUGAAACUUCAAUAAACGAUGAAACGAAAGAGGAAUGGGUCGAGACUGUUGACCCAACUAGUGGACAAACAUACUAUUACAAUCAGCGAACAGAAGAAACGUCAUGGGAGAAGCCAGCUUCCAUGACACAAACCGAAGAUGAAAGGGCUACCACAAGCAGUGGCAGCAGUGAGUGGGUAGAGACUGUCGACCCAACCAGUGGGCAAGUCUACUACUACAAUCAGGUGACCCACGAAACGUCCUGGGAGAAACCAGCGUCCAUGACAGAACCGGAACAAUCUGCUGCUCCUGCAGCUGAUGGGGCAGCUACGACAGAGCCAAAAAAUGAUUCAACCCCGACUAUCGACUGGGCGGAGACUGUGGAUCCUAGUAGUGGACAGACCUACUACUACAAUUCAAAAACUGGUGAGACGUCCUGGGAGAAACCAGAGGCAGCGAAGGAACAAGCAGCCGAGGCGCAACAAGCUCCUGUUGCUCAGGAAGUUUCCAACGGCACCACCGCUGCUCAAGGAGUAGAAAUGACCAUGGGCGCGCAUGAUCUUUUUGGCGAAUCUGCACCAGCAGCUGACCAACCCGCUUCUGACACUCCAGUCGAAGCCGAACAAACCGCCACAGAGCCAGAAGUCGCAACAAAGGAGAUCUCAACUAGUGCUGAGACCACAUCAGCGCCUGCGACAUUCCAACCUCCACCAAUGUCAUCUGAAAGUGCGACAGACACGGCCGAUGCGGCCCAAAUGUUCGGAAGCCCGUCUGGGGUAAAGUUCGAGCCUCCACCGAUGUCAUCCGCGGAUGCUCAGAGCGUCCAACCUCCGCCAAUGCCGUCUGAAGAUGUGCCACCCGCCGAAAACGCGACGGCAAGCGAAGCAAAUGUGUUUGGUUCCACAAGUACUGACACUCCAGCUCCAAAAGGAGAAGAGUCACAAGCUCUUGUCGAUGAAAAGAAAACAGUGGAACAAGACUUGAGUGGCGAAGGAGAAAUGCUGGAUGUCCCUUUGUCUCCUGACCCUACCCCAGCACCGACGAAAAAUGUUGACCAAAGUGCUGAUUUGUUCGCAGCAAUUGGAAUGCCACCACCUCCAUUCCAAAGCAAGCGGUGA
Messenger RNA from Cylindrotheca closterium, 3006 nucleotides. The record is from the annotation of a GenBank genome assembly. Lineage: Eukaryota; Bacillariophyta; Bacillariophyceae; Bacillariales; Bacillariaceae.